CUCUCUCCGCCCUCUCUCUCUGCGAGCAUGGAGGCCAUGAAGCUCCCGUACGACUGCCGGGGCAUGCCGGCUUACGAGACCGAGGUGGACGGCUGGACGGUCGGUCCCGUCCUCUCCAAGCUGCACAUGUCCGACGAGGGGCUGUAUGACCGAAUGCUCUCCACAGCCCGCGGCUCCCCGACGGCUGCAAUCGUGGUUGACGGCGAGGGCCGCAUCAUCGCACUGAAUGAGGCGUGGACGGCGCUUUGCGGCUACAGCCCAAACGAGGCGCUCCACCAGAGCCCCAAGAUCCUGCAGGGAGACGCGACCGACGCGGCCAAGGCGCGGCGCUUCUCCGACGAGGUCCGCGAGUGUGGCUCCGCCCGAACGAUCCUCGCCAACUACUCCAAGGGCGGCGAUCCGUUUGCCCACCAGCUGCGCAGCACAAAGGUGUGCAGCCGGCAGGGGGACUCCACGUACUACUUCACAGAGUCCGAGGCGGUGGCGGACAAGGCGAUCGAGCGGGCGGUGCUCGACGGGGAAGUGUAUCGGCUGAGCGGCGAGUCGGACGCCUUCGCCGCGCUCGGAGUCAUUACCCUCACAGCCUGCCUCCUCGGCCUCGCCCGCCUCGCCUCGCUGGCGGACGGCGCCUCGAUCGAGAUUUUCGCCACGCUCGGCGCCAUCAUCGUCCUCGGUGCGGGCGGCGCCCUCCUGCUGGGCGCGCACGAGGCGGCCAGCAUCGCGCUGCGCCAGGCGGGCCGCGUGUACGUCGUGGACGGGUACGACUAGCGAGGCCGCGCAGGCGCGCGCUUGAGGGCCCCCCCCCGUGCCGCGUGCUCAUCGGUUGAAGCCGCUGGCGGUGUGCCCGGAGCAAAAAGUAAUGUUGCAGCAUUGCUAGAUUGCUAGGUGCUAGGUGCGACUCGCCGCUCCUUGCGUGGAUGUGUCUCUUCUUUAAACACACCUACAAAC
Molecule: messenger RNA, 948 nt
Organism: Emiliania huxleyi CCMP1516
Lineage: Eukaryota; Haptophyta; Isochrysidales; Noelaerhabdaceae
Exons: 2
Coding region: 28-768 (246 amino acids)
Biological process (GO): regulation of DNA-templated transcription
Source: RefSeq, a predicted model, not a curated record